Molecule: messenger RNA, 1022 nt
Organism: Frieseomelitta varia
Lineage: Eukaryota; Metazoa; Arthropoda; Insecta; Hymenoptera; Apidae
Exons: 4
Coding region: 567-902 (111 amino acids)
Source: RefSeq, a predicted model, not a curated record
AAUUUGAGUCAACCUCGGAAAAAAUCGACGAUGAUGAGAAAUCGCGGGGGUGGGGAAAAACUCGGAAGCGUAGGAACGUGUUUCUUUAUCAAUUCUAUGUUUCGACGCGAGGAAAACGUCGCGCCCGAACGAUUUACUGCCGAUAUGCGCCUUACUUCUCGUAUUUUCCACGGCACUGUCACUGCCACGAUUUACGGCCCAGUUCCACUUAUAGACGCCGCUACGAAUUCGCUGAUAACGAAAUCGAAAACACCACAUUACACAUUCACCAUUGUGUAUUCGCGUCGACAAAUUCGGAGAUUCUCUUUCUCCCACCUGUCUGUCGGUCGAUACUUUAUUACGAUAUAAUUAGAAUACAAUUUAUUUAUCAUAUAUUAUUUUAUCAUACAUUUAAUAUAUAUUUAUUACGACUGACUUUACGAUUAUUAUUGACAUUGGCCAUGAUUAACAGAUUUGUUACAAUAUCACUCCGAUAUAUUUAUUAUUACUGACAUUACUACGAUCAGCAGUAGGAAUGCCAUUGCAAAGAACGGAUACGCCAAUUACAACAAUGAAAAACACGAAAAAUGCAGGAUUACAAAGAGACGAGCGUUUCAACGGAACAUCAACGAUUAGAACUUAGACGAUCAAUGCACGAUGCGAAUCUUGCGCGAAGGUGGCAAUUAAAGUCGAGGUAUGGAGCAAGCUGGGAUCUCGAUAAUACAGACUGGUGGGAUCACCGACACCACGGUGGGAAAAUCGAAAAGCGUCGGCAUCUCGUUCGGUCCGGGCAACGGCCUACAGGCUGCCAAGGAGAAGCUGAAGACGCCAUUUUCCACCGCAUCGAGAUAUCUAAUGCCCGGCCAACCUGUAAAUCACGUGGUACAACGCUACAUUCUCUAAGCUGUACAUACUACAUCUGAUUGGGGGGGAGGAGGGGGGGGAUAUCAAAUAAUUAUGGACCAGUUGGGAAUCACUGUUUCAAGAUUUUUGAGAAUCUGAAAGUUUUCAGUCGGAAAAUAAUAAGUAUUUUACGACCAACG